Molecule: messenger RNA, 1326 nt
Organism: Amaranthus tricolor (Joseph's coat)
Lineage: Eukaryota; Viridiplantae; Streptophyta; Magnoliopsida; Caryophyllales; Amaranthaceae
Exons: 5
Coding region: 195-1157 (320 amino acids)
Biological process (GO): ribosomal small subunit biogenesis
Source: RefSeq, a predicted model, not a curated record
CUUGUCUGUCAAUUCUAGACUCGGAUUAAUUUUUGUUAAUUUAAGUUAAUUUAGCAUACUAAUUUAUUUAUUUAUUUAUUAGAAAUCCUGAACCCCUGAAAAAAAUAGUAUCGAACUAUACUCUACAACAAAAAUCCACUUUCACCAUUUUUGAAUGCAUUUUUCUACACAAACAGAUAAACCCAACAACAUAAAUGGAUUUAAUUACUUUGAAUUUAAACCUUUCUUUGAUUUCUUCAACGAAUUCGAAUCACCCAGUAAACAACAAGGAUAAGCUACUUCUUGGUUUUUGCAAUUACCCUAUACACUUUUAUUACCUUAGGAACAAAUCUUGUUCUUCAAUUGCAAUCACAUACGCAAAGAAGAAGAAGAAUUCCCCGCCUGAGUUUUCAGCUUUUCAACCAACUAUUAUUGAAGAAGUAAUUCAAAGUGAUGAUGAUGAUGAAGAUUUUGAAGAUUUAGGAGAUGAUGAACUCUUAAUCACCGAUGAUUUUGAUGAUGAGGAAUUCAUAGAUGAUGACGAGGAUUACUUCGAUGAUGAAUAUGCAAAGGAGAACGCUGAAGUUUAUGCGGGAGAUGGUGCUGAAGGGGGUGGUAUAUCACUUGCCGGUACAUGGUGGGAUAAGGAAGCAUUAGCAAUAGCCGAAAAAGUGACUAAAUCCUUUGAUGGUGACUUGGGAAUUUAUGCCUUCAGAACCCUAGCAAAUGCGAGAAUCCAAGUUCGUAUCGAGAAGAUUUCUACCAAGUCUGGUUCUCCGAGCAUAUCUGACAUUGAAGCGUUCUCUACAGCAUACAGGGCUCAGUUAGAUGAAGCAGAAGUAGCUAAAACUAUACCUGAGAAUAUCUAUCUAGAGGUGUCGUCUCCUGGUGUUGAGAGAGUCAUUCGCAUUCCAGAGGAACUCGACAGGUUCAAAGAGAGGAAUAUAUAUGUCAAAUACCUCGAUGAAAGUGCCAGCUCAGCUAGUGAGAACGAUGGUGUUUUCAGGCUAGUUUCUCUUGAUCUGGAAACUAAAUGUUGUACUUGGGGUUUAGCUGAUGUGAGAAUUAAUAGAGAAAAAGCAGGAAAAGGAAGACCGAUGAGUAAAAAACAGCGCGAAUUGCGGGUAACAACUCCGUUCGAUUCGAUUCGUUUAGCUCGGUUGUACUCCGAAAUAUGAUAUGGUUAUAUUUAACUACAUACAUUUGAUGUUGAAUUUGUAGAGAUUUUGGUGCCCUUGCUACUCGAACAUUCUUUCGAUAUAGCACUGGUUGUUGUAAAUCAUAAAAUGUAGCUUAAGUUAUGAGGUUUUUCCGAGUCAUAAUGAUUUGUUUACCUGUAACUUUGUA